AUGACGAUGAUCCGGAUGGUCCUGAUCACCACCAGCUUCUCUCUCUAUGUUCUUCUGUCCAGCUGUGAGGAUCCCAUCAGUCCUCGCUCCAUACAGACCGCAAUCAAGUCUCAGCAGGAGAAACAUCUGAUUGAGGCGCUGCAGGCUGUUCUAGAAAAAUUAAAGAAUAAAGAUUCACCGAACACCACCAAGAAGUUCGGUCAGCUCCCGUCGUGUGAUGCAGGGGAGCAGUGUGCAGCGCGUAAAGGAGCUCGAGUCGGUAAACUGUGCGGCUGUCCGAGCGGAACCAGCUGUGAUCUAUUCAUCAUGAAGUGCCUUUGAUUAACGACGAGACCCAUCAAACAUCAACAUGUUCACAUCUGCACUGGGGCGUAUGGGAGGAGGGGUGUGGCUUACUGGGAAUCUGUACUGGGAGGGACUGGUUUAGGAGACUCACGGCUGAUGCGGCUCACCUCUGUGUUUACUGACCCCGCGUGUCACUGAUGAUGAGUAUUUAUAGAUGAAUUUAUUAAAACUUGUUAAACUCACGCUGGAGCUGGUGGAGGCGCCGCACAGAGACGGUGAAUAACGGAGAGCAGUGCCUGACUCCCUGUGUGAAGCUGCAUCGUGCAGGUGAAAAGAACUAUACUAUACGUGUCGGAGGGGGCGUGUGUUAGGUAUGGAGUCUGCAGCAGUAGAGAAGAUACAGCUGGGGAAUUGGAUAUGACUAAAUUGGAAGAAAGACAGAUUGACUUGCUGUGUUUAGCAUCAUAUGAUUUGGUGCUUAUGGAGGAGAACAUGAUUCUGCGUCUGUAGAUCAUUUUGUACCUUUAAAGUUGAUUAAACAAGGUACAGGAGCACCACAUCAGCACCCUGUCACCCUGAACCACACCCACUAAACCACACCCACUGAACCACACCCACCUGCUACAGGUUCCCUCACAAUAAAGAUAACGAUGCUGAAAUAAA
Molecule: messenger RNA, 948 nt
Organism: Trichomycterus rosablanca
Lineage: Eukaryota; Metazoa; Chordata; Actinopteri; Siluriformes; Trichomycteridae
Product: cocaine- and amphetamine-regulated transcript protein-like
Exons: 3
Coding region: 1-321 (106 amino acids)
Biological process (GO): adult feeding behavior; cellular response to starvation; negative regulation of appetite
Molecular function (GO): neuropeptide hormone activity
Source: RefSeq, a predicted model, not a curated record